AUGGCAAAGGGCUGCUGGACAGAUGUGGGAGGAGGAGGAGGAGGCUGGACAGACGAGAAGAACAACUGGGCCUCGGAUACUUUGUGGUGGUGUCUCGAUGGGAUGCUCCCUGCAAGUCCUGAUCUGGGCUCCUUGGCGCAGCUGUGCCUGCUGAAAGCAGGAGAUCUCAGGAGCCACCUGAGGAGACGGCUCCUGGUGCCUUUAUCCAGGAAGAGCUCUCAGCUUUUUGAUGUCCACACCCACAUCUCUUUGCCUGCUCAGUUCCCAUCUUUAUCUUCUCUGGACUUCAUAAUGCCUCUUCAGUGGUCUACUACUGCUGGACAGAAGAAGAAAGAGACUCCUUUUCCUAAUUGUCCCAUCAGGUUCCUGCGGCAAUCAGAGCUCCCAGGUCCUCCACUGGGGGACAGCAGGCCCGCACUGACCGCUUCCCGCCCCGCAGGUGUGAAGACCCCCUUAUGGAAGAAGGAACCGGACACCCGGGCCAGGAAGGCGGAGCGCGAGGAAGACCUGGAGGGUUCGGGGGAGGAAGAGGAGGAGGAGGAAGAGGAGGAGGAGGAGGAGGAGGAGGAGCAGAGGCCUAGCGCGCAGGGUGCCUCGCAGGACGAAGCGGGGGCGCGCGGGUCGGGGACGCGCGGGUCCGGGGCGCGCGAGGCGGGGGCGCGCGAGGCCCGCGAGCGCAGCUCGGUGUCCUACUGCCCGCUGCGCCAGGAGCCCAGCACCCAGCAGGCGGCGCUGCAGCGGCGCACGGACCUCGGCUUCUGGAGCUGGCUCAGCCCCUUGGCGCUGCUCGCUAGCCUGGCGGCCCCCGCCGACAGGAAGCGGAGCCCCCCGGAGGAGCCAUGCGUGCUGGAGACGCGGCGGGGGCGGCCGCGCCACGGGGGCUGCGCGCGCUGCGAGAUCCUGUUUUGCAAGAAAUGCCAGUGUCUGCACUGCCAUCCGGCCUAUAUAGCUCACUGUGUCCUGGAGCACCGCGAUCUGGGUAAGGUGGAGACCCCCCCCCACCCCCGGCUAGGGGAGGUCUCAGUACCCCCACUUCGACCUUUGUGCCCUCUAUGCUUGCCUGCCACCAGUCUCCCCAAACUUCUUUCCCCACUCCCCCUGACAUGGAGCACUUUCCAGCAUCGCCAAGACACUUGCCACCACCACUCCCCCUCGGGGAGCCCAGCAUUACGUAGAAUCCCACUUCUUCCUCCGAGGACUCUCAAGUCCCUUCCGCUCACCUGAUCCGUGUCCCCAACACAAGCGCACCUGAAUCUCUUCCAGGUCCUCCGGGCAGAAGACA
Molecule: messenger RNA, 1282 nt
Organism: Dipodomys spectabilis (banner-tailed kangaroo rat)
Lineage: Eukaryota; Metazoa; Chordata; Mammalia; Rodentia; Heteromyidae
Gene: Pgbdf
Product: chromosome unknown C17orf50 homolog
Exons: 4
Coding region: 1-1224 (407 amino acids)
Source: RefSeq, a predicted model, not a curated record